Molecule: messenger RNA, 2730 nt
Organism: Pollicipes pollicipes
Lineage: Eukaryota; Metazoa; Arthropoda; Thecostraca; Pollicipedomorpha; Pollicipedidae
Product: rab GTPase-activating protein 1
Exons: 20
Coding region: 148-2730 (860 amino acids)
Biological process (GO): regulation of GTPase activity
Molecular function (GO): GTPase activator activity; small GTPase binding
Source: RefSeq, a predicted model, not a curated record
CCCGCCGCCCCCACCGCCCCCGCCACAGCCGGCCCCGCCACAACCGCCCUCGCCCCAGCUGCCACGGACGACGACGACAAGCCGAGUGAUGCACUGACCGGCUCCAGCGCGUCCGAGGGCGCCGCCGACGCCGGCAACGACCACGCCAUGUUCCACCGUGUGUUCUACCUGGGCGCGGCGUCCAUCAACGCGCCGCGCAGCGAGCCCGAGAUCCAGCGCAACAUGGCCAUCCUGAACGCGGAGGAGGCCGGCCGCCAGGCCAUCCCCGUGUGCGUGGCCGUGCCCACCACGCCGCAGGGCUGCGUCGUGGUGUACGAGGAGGAGACGGAGACGGUGAUGACCAGCUUCCCCGUCUACCGGAUCCUGUUCUGCGCCGUGGGUCAGGCGGGCGGCCCCGAGGAGCAGUGCUUCGGCUUCACCUGCUCACGCGGCGACGCCGAAGAGACGGCCAUCUUCCAGUGUCACGUCUUCAAGUGCGCUGCCGCCCGUGCGUCCGGUCGGGUGUUGGGCUGCUUCGCGCGCGCCUUCAGGAAGCAGUCGGCGGAGGGGGCGGCUGAGGACGGCGUGGACGUGGCGCCGCGCACCUGUCGCUACGACUUCGAGCUGUCCGUUGAGAUGCAGGAGGAGGACGCCAAGGGCGUGUACGCGGCCAUCCCGCGCGACAAGGGCGGCUUCAAGCUGCGCUGCAACACGCAGCGCAAGGUGCUGGUGUCGGUGCGGCAGACGAGCGACCUGCUGCCGCCGCUCACCGUCGAGCGCUGCUUCGGCCUGCUGGUGGCGCCCGGCAAGAACGUCAAACACGGCGACAUGACGCUACUGGAGAUGCCCUCCAUGGGCAGCGUGGUGGGUGAUCGGCACUGCUACAGCGUGGUGGGCCUAUGGGACGCAGGCGACCCGAACCUGACGCUGCUCAACCAGGAGACGCCCAAGGAUCUGCCGCUCGUGAUGUCGAUCGGCGUCGACCUGGUCAUUGAGGGCAUCCACGAGCCGGUCAGGUUCCUCCUGGAGUCCCGGGUUCGGAUCUACCCGCAGUCGGAGCGGUUUUGGUACUUCUCCACCAAAAAGCUUCUUCAGAAGUUCUCGCUGCUCGUUAAGAAGACUGGGGAGCAGCUGGAAUUCGAGAGGCUGGAGAACCUGGGCGAGAUGGAGACAUCCAGGAACAUGCUGCUGAGCCUGAACCUGGCGAGCCUGCCCGGACUUGCGGGGCGGUCUCCAAGCGUCACCAGUCCCGGGUCGCCUGGCCAGGAGGAGAGCGACAACGACGACCCGCUGCCGUCGGGCUCGGGCGAGGUCAGCAAGGACUGCGGCGAGGGCGAGCUGGCGCACUGGGGCGACGUCCCUGGCCAAGUGGCGCCUCAACCUGGCGCAGCGGCGCGCGGCCUCAGCGGGCUGGUGAAGCGCGGCGUGCCGGAGGCGCUGCGCGGCGAGGUGUGGCAGCUGCUGGCCCGCUGUCACGAGGAUCAGGACAUGCUGGACACGUACAAGAUGCUCAUCACCAAGGACUCCAGCUGGGAGACGGUCAUCCAGAAGGACAUCAACCGCACCUUCACCGGCCACGAGUACUUCCGCGAGGCCGGCGGCGUCGGCCAGGACUCGCUCUUCAAGAUGUCCAAGGCGUACGCCGUGUACGACGCCGAGGUCGGCUACUGCCAGGGCCUCAGCUUCCUGGAGGCGGCGCUGCUUCUGCACAUGCCUGAGGAGCAGGCGUUCUGCGUGCUGGUCCGCAUCAUGUUCCAGUACGGCCUGCGUGAGCUCUUCAAGGACGGCUUCGCCAUCCUGCACCUGCGCUUCUACCAGCUGGACAGACUGCUGGAGGAGCACCUGCCCGAGCUGUGGAGCCACUUCGCCGAGCUGGGCGUCGAGUCGCACAUGUUCGCCUCGCAGUGGUUUCUCACGCUCUACACGGCCAAGUUCCCACUGUACUUGGUGUUCAACGUGCUGGACGUCUUCCUCCUGAAGGACAUGGACUGGAUCUUCCAGGUGGCCCUAGCUCUGCUGCAGGUGUCCAAGAAGGACCUGCUCGGCCUGGACUUCGAGGGCACACUCACGUUCUUCCGCGUCUCGCUGCCGAAGCGGUACCGCAACGAGGAGAACGCGCGCCAGCUGGUGAAAGACGGCCGUGGCCACCAAGGUCAAGAAGCUGCGGAAGUACGAGAAGGAGUACCUGGCCAUCAAAGCAAGAUCCAGCUGCGUAGCAACCUGGACGUGACGGAGGAGCAGUGCGAGAAGAUCUCCCGCGAGCUGGUCACCUCGCAGACCCGGCUGGCCGAUACGGAGGAGGAGAAGCGACGCCUGCUGGACGAGUCGUGUCAGGUGAAGGAGCUGCUGAAGCGGGAGGUGCAGAAGAGCGAGUCGGAGCUGCAGCGUAACGCCUCCAUCAUCGACGACUACAAGCAGGUGAGCGAUCCGGGCGUAUCUGCUUCCCAGCUGAGCGCGCGGCUGGAAAAGGAGCAGGCGGCCUCCAACAGCGAGAUCCAGUUCAUGAAGGUCAGUGUGCACGGGUCGCAGCUCCUCCGAGAGGUCUCGUCACCGCCUGUCAGUCGUGCUCGGUGCAAGUACGCGUCCGGACGGCCUGUGCAGCACCCGCUGCGCCGAUCUCUGCGAGGAGGACCCGGUGCGGGCCGGGACGCGCGCAUCCGGGAGCUCGCGCUCGAGCUGGCCCGCACCAAGCUGGCUCAGGUGGAGGUUGAGUGCAAAGAACCCAGACAUGGACCCGUUGAGCCAAACUAG